Molecule: messenger RNA, 214 nt
Organism: Closterium sp. Naga37s-1
Lineage: Eukaryota; Viridiplantae; Streptophyta; Zygnematophyceae; Desmidiales; Closteriaceae
Source: the annotation of a GenBank genome assembly
CAGCAACUCUUCUGAGGUCACGCCAUUUGACCAGCCGCCUUCCAUCUAUCGUCCUAAACUCAGCCAUUGCCGGUGCCAUUGCCCCAGUUUCCUGCCACCAUGAAGACUUUCGCGCUCCUCUCCGGGUUGGUUCUGUUGUCCGCACUCCUCGCCAUAACUUCAGCUGCGGAGGAGAACGCAGUUUUUGCGUUCGAUGCCACUCCAGCUGUGCCUG